ACAAAUUAAUGCUGGACAAAAGAAAACCGCGCUAGCUAAAAUGAAAAUUAAACUAAAUUGUCAAAUAAGCUAUAUAAUAGAUUAUAAACUAGGCUAUAAACAAAAAUAUUUUCCUACUGUGAUAGAAUCUUUCUUUUUUUAUCUCUCGAAUUUUGUUUUUUUAUUAUUUAAUAUAAUUUACUAUUUAAAACUAACUAAAAACUUAGCCGGCUUCAAUUAUACUAUAAGCCAACGCCGACAUAUUUAGUAUGAGCUGCCGUCGCAGUUAAUAUUUGUCGGCUUGUUGUUUUUUUAGCGCGCUUGGGUUGUUAAUUUAUAUUUUUGCUCUCGCCAAAAAAACGUGAAUUAUAUUUUGUUUAUAUUUAUAUUUUACUAAAAGUUGCUUUAAAAAUUUAAAAUAAAUAUUGAAAAAUAUUAAACUAUAUAAUGGAUACUUGCAUAUUAUGCAAAUCUAAUAAAAAAGAUGAUAUACAAUAUGGAGAAUUUUUAAAAAAUAAACAUUUCGGUGUACACACCUAUUGUCUGUAUUUAUCUUCAAAUCUAUCACAAAAUGGUGAAGAUGACGAAGGCUUCUUGGGUUUCUUAGAGGCUGAUAUUAAACAAGAAGUGCAGCGUAUAAGUCUGUUGAAAUGCUGUUAUUGUCAUAAAAAAUAUGCCAAUAUUGGCUGUUGUAAUAUAAAAUGUCGUCGUACUUUUCAUUUUAUUUGUGGUUUGGAACAUAAUGCUGAAAAUCAAUUUUGCCAUGAUUAUCGCUCCUAUUGUAAUAGCCAUGUUAAGAAAGUCAAACAACGACCGUCUCCUAAGGAGACUUGUCUGAUAUGUUAUGAUAAUUUGUGUGGAGCUGAUGAGAAAUUCAAUAGCGUUAAUAUGAUUUUGACUCCUUGUUGUCGUAAUGGUUGGUUUCACAAGCUGUGCUUACAAAAGUUUGCCAAGACGGCGGGUUAUUUCUUUAAGUGUCCGCUUUGCAAUGAUUCUGAUGUUUUUCGUGAAAAACUACCAGCUAGAGGAAUAUUUAUACCGAAUCAAGAUGCUGCCUGGGAACUUGAACCCAAUGCCUUUGCCGAACUCCUAGAAAGACCUAACGAAUGUGCGGCCCAAGAGUGCAAAAAUCGUAAAGGCCGUAAGGCAAGUAGUGAUCUUAAUCCCUUCAUAAUGUGCAGUACAUGCGGCUCCACAGCAAUGCAUCGACAAUGUUUGCCCAAUGGUGGCAAACGAUUUCACUGUGCCGACUGUACAAUAGCUUUGGAAGAAGGUGAUAGUGGACGAGAAAGUCUUAAUUUACAUUUACAGACGACGGCAGAUAAUGAGGAAGAAGAGAUUGAUGUGUGUCAUGUUAGUGAUAAGGAAGAUUUAGAUAUAGUUAAUAGAUUAAUAGCAACAAAUGCGAAUAGAAUAGAGAAUAAAAGAGAUUCCGGAACGCAUCAUAAUGAUGAUGAUGAUGAUGAGAGUACAGAUGACGAAGAGAUGAAAUUGGCAACAGUAAGAAGACAAAAAAGAGAAAAUAAUAGACGUUUAAGAAGUGAUUCGGAAAACUCGGAUUUGCCACAGACCUCAAGAACCAUUAAAAGUACAAGAACUUUAAGAAUAAGAAGUGAUACGGAAACAAGUAACGAUAUUUCAGAUGAUGAAAUUAAACCUAGAAGUAAAGUUAAUAUAAGACGUUUAAAUACGGAUAGUGAAAGUAGUAAACAAGAUAAUUGCUCCAGUGAUGAAGAGGAGAUAAAGCUGACACAACGUAAACGAAAGUGUAAUAGUGUUUUAAAGGAUUCCGAUGAAGAUGAAGAGGAUAAGGCAGUGGGAACAGCUAAACACAAACGUUUAGAGGAAAAGGUAAACAUAAUGGAAAACGUAGAUUUGGAUGAGACUUUAAUGAGUGCAGAAAGUGAUGAUGACGAUGAUCCUUUGGAAAAUUUUUCAAAAAUUGUAGAAAAACAAAAGAAUAUCAGCUGUAUAGCAUUAAGAACUAGACGAUCUCUUACACAAAAAACAAACCACCAACAACACAUGUCAGCGACAACUUCUAACGAAAAGGAAAAUAAAAAGAAUGAAGUUAAUUUAAGAAAUAAUCAAAGAUUUCCAAGGGAACCAAAACGAGAGAAAAGUAAAUUUGUGCCCUUAAAAGAUGAAGAUGAAAAUCGUGAAAACAAUUUGGAUAUAUCCUGCAUAGCUAAAAGAACAAGACGUAGAUCUUUAAAUUGUACAAAUGCCACUAAAACAAAUAGUGAAUCUAUGAAACAACAAAAGGAAAAUCCCUUAAAUAUAUCCUGUAUAGCGGUAAGAACUAGACGUAAAACAAUAUGUGCCGAAAGCAAAUACACUCCUCAAUCACUUUAUGAAAUGUCACAAAUCUAUGAAAAAGUCCAUGAAUCGGAUGAAGAACUGCUAACAGCAAGUGAAACAGAUGAAGAUGUAGACAAGGAAUCACAAUUACAUGAGAUUAUGGUCGAUACAGAUUUGGAUAAUUUCAUAGUGGACGAUGGUUAUGAGGAAAAGGAUAGUAAAUUUGAAAUAUCCUGUAUAGCAAAUCGUACACGUAAAAGGAAAUCUUUAAAAACCGAUAAUAAGUCUCUACAAUCUAUAAGUGAAUAUGAUUCCGAUUGUAGUUCUACAACAAACACUAACUCUUCUGUCAACUCUAAUAGUCAUCUUCUAACGGCUAAUAUUAACAUAAGAAAACGUUUCAACUCAAAUUCUUCACAGGAUUUCAAUUGCUCACCCUCAUUCAAUACUUCCUCUUCCGGUAAUGAUCUAAAAACUAAAACCAUUUCACCCUCACUCUUGCUGGACAAAUUGCCUCAACGUAAUUAUGCUGCUUAUCUUCCAAGUAAAUAUUCUACAAAAUCCUCUCACAACACAACAGAUGCUAUACAUCAUUCACGUCAACACUAUCAUCCACCUGUUUCCUAUCAUCCUCAUAGUAAUAAUCGCAAAAGAUUAUAAACUUUAUUUAUAUAUUGUUUAAAUUUCUCUAAAAGCUAAAUGAAAAUCUUUAGUUUAUUUGUUGUGUGAUUUUCGAAACUAAAUUCUAUUAUAAAAUUUGUUAUAUUUUUUUUAUACUGAUAUUUUUCUAUAUAAGCCAUUAACAUUUAUUUUUCUCUCUCUCUCUGCAUUAGAUCUAUUCUAUUACUUUUACCAAGAAGUAUUUUUUUGUGCUAUUUUUUGUAAUUUAAUAUACUAUUUACUCAUAUUAUAUGUACGAAAAAC
Molecule: messenger RNA, 3204 nt
Organism: Lucilia cuprina (Australian sheep blowfly)
Lineage: Eukaryota; Metazoa; Arthropoda; Insecta; Diptera; Calliphoridae
Product: dentin sialophosphoprotein-like
Exons: 4
Coding region: 427-2940 (837 amino acids)
Cellular component (GO): nucleus
Source: RefSeq, a predicted model, not a curated record